GCGGGGCUGUGAGAGGAGCAGCGGGGCGGCGGUCGUGACAACCUCUUGUCGUAGGGAGUCACCGGUGUAGAAACGGUGUAUAUAUUUCUCCUUUUAGAACUCCUAGCGUGACAUCAUGGAUGAGGAAUACGACUGUAUCGUGCUUGGUACCGGCCUGAAGGAAUGUAUCAUUUCUGGCAUGUUGUCGGUAUCGGGAAAGAAAGUGUUGCAUAUGGACCGUAACAAGUAUUACGGUGGAGAGAGUGCCUCCAUUACGCCCCUGGAGGACCUCUUCACAAAGUUCAAUCUUCCACCACCAGAAGAGACAUACGGUCGUACAAGGGACUGGAAUGUUGACCUCAUUCCCAAAUUUCUGAUGGCUAAUGGUCAGUUAGUAAAACUUCUCAUCCAUACUGGUGUCACUCGUUACCUGGAAUUCAAGUCGAUUGAGGGUAGUUAUGUGUACAAGGGCAACAAAAUUUCCAAAGUUCCUGCUGAUGAAAAGGAAGCCUUAACGUCAGAUCUGAUGGGUAUGUUUGAGAAGCGUAGGUUCAAGAACUUCCUAGUUUUCACCCAGGAUUACCGUGAUGACGAUCCUACAACAUGGAAAGCCAUGCCAGGUUUUGAUCCUAAGAACACAAAUAUGAGUGCAGUGUUUGCUCAUUUCAACCUUGACAAGAAUACCAUUGAUUUUACUGGACAUGCUCUGGCACUCUACAGAGAUGAUGAUUACUUAAAUAAGCCAGCAAGUGACACCCUCAAGAGAAUCAAGUUGUACAGCGACUCCCUUGCCCGCUACGGCAAAUCUCCCUACCUUUAUCCUCUUUACGGUCUUGGUGAACUUCCUCAAGGUUUUGCUAGGUUGUCUGCAAUCUAUGGAGGUACCUAUAUGCUGGACAAGCCUAUUGACGAGAUUGUUAUGGAGGGUGGUAAGGUGAUUGGUGUACGAUCAGGGAAUGAGACCGCCAAAUGCAAGCAAGUGUACUGUGACCCAACCUAUGUGCCUGACAGAGUGGAGAAGGUUGGGCAAGUGGUACGUGCAAUCUGCUUGAUGGAUCACCCAAUUAGUAACACAAAGGAUGCUCUCUCGACACAAAUCAUCAUCCCACAGAAACAAGUUAAUAGGACUUCUGAUAUCUAUGUAUCUCUGGUGUCGUACACACAUCAGGUGGCAGCCAAGGGCUGGUUUGUGGCCAUGGUGAGCACUACCGUGGAAACUGAUAACCCUGAAGCAGAAAUCUUGCCCGGCCUCAACCUUUUGGGACCCAUUAAGCAAAAGUUCGUCAUUGUUUCUCCCAUCUAUAAGCCUCUUGAGGAUGGUCAGGAAAACCAGAUAUUUAUUUCUGAAUCAUAUGAUGCUACGUCCCAUUUUGAGACAACGUGCUUGGAUGUGCUCUCUAUCUACCGCCGAGGAACUGGGGAAGACUUUGACUUCAGCAAGGUGAAGCACAAUCUGGGUGAUGAAGAUAUGUAAACACAGCAGCUGGCUGGUGCUUAUGGGUUGUGCAGCUGUGGUAUUGGACCAGUCACCACCAUAACCCUUCAUAUGUGCUGCCUUCCAGACAUAACUUGCUGGCAUUAGGAGCUCCAGAUUGUGAUCCUAGAGCUAGCCCUCAAAUACUUCAUGAAGAAGUCAUGUUGGUUCACCAUCAUAUUUUUUUUCAUGAGUUUAUACCAAAGUAAUGAAUUAUUUGAUGAAUAGUUUUUUAUUGCAAAUAAAAGAAAAUUUGUAAUUAAUAUUGUGAAUAUACACUAUACAGUGUAGAGAAGGCUAAUUAGUGAUUCUUAAUGAUUUAAAGCUGCUUUGAUAUUGUUAGCUCACUGCUUGUUUCCCGUCUCCCUGGAAGUGUUUUAAGAACAGCUGCCACGACUGUUUUCAUAUUGGCAUUGUGCAUGCAGUGUAGAUGGCAGUGAGUGGUAUUUAAUUUUUUUAUUGGUUUGUAUUUGUUGUGCUGGUUGAAAAUUGAAAAUCAUGGCAGUCAGGAUUGUGAGGAAUAAAAAGUUAAAGAACUAUUUGUUUUAUAAAGAUUUAUAUGAUGAAAUAUUUAAAGUCAAAUUUAGUAUGUAUGUGACCUUCAACCCUGUGUUAUGACAUUCCUCAGUCUAAACCUUAUGUAUGCAUGUAUAAUCCAAUGUAGGCAUAUCAAGUCCUCUCUAGCAUAAAUGCAGAGGUUAAGAGAUCACAUUAUUUAAAAAAUAACUUAAUAUUCACGAGGACAUGGGAAUGAAGAAAUGUGGUACGUAUUAUUUAAGAAAAACAUCAUUGACUUUCAGAGUUGCAGCUCUAAUGUCACACAAUGCAUAUUGACGGACUCUGUUCUAACUACUUGCAUCGCUCAAUUUUCACGUGGGUUAGCAUGCUCGAGAAUUUACUGUAUCUGAUCAGUGGGUCUUAUCAUUUGGUAUUAAAUCUGGUUAGCAUGCCAUAGUGUUUUGUACUUUAUUGUUUAUGCUAAAACUGCUGGUCACUUUUUGCACUGCUUUCCAUCAUUGGGAUAUGCAAGUUGUCCAACUAUCUUGACAUCUGUAUGCUUUCAUAUGUAAGUCAUUCCAGGUUAAAGGAUAACACAA
Molecule: messenger RNA, 2550 nt
Organism: Procambarus clarkii (red swamp crayfish)
Lineage: Eukaryota; Metazoa; Arthropoda; Malacostraca; Decapoda; Cambaridae
Gene: Gdi
Product: GDP dissociation inhibitor
Biological process (GO): protein transport; vesicle-mediated transport; small GTPase-mediated signal transduction
Cellular component (GO): cytoplasm
Molecular function (GO): Rab GDP-dissociation inhibitor activity
Source: RefSeq, a predicted model, not a curated record